This is a messenger RNA of Williopsis jadinii, 1128 nucleotides long. RefSeq lists its product as uncharacterized. Bases 1 to 951 code for a protein of 316 amino acids. Lineage: Eukaryota; Fungi; Ascomycota; Saccharomycetes; Phaffomycetales; Wickerhamomycetaceae. Gene Ontology annotation, cellular component: plasma membrane. The record is from RefSeq and is a predicted model, not a curated record. The transcript has a single exon.
AUGAAAUUUUCAAUUGAUCGAAUCUUCACAGACAGAUGGAAACUGGACCACACCAUUCUCCUGCUGGCGUUUUUGACCGUUGCUUCUGUUAUAUCUGGUCUGUGUCUAUGCAUAACUCUUGUUGUCGACCCACAAUAUUACAUUGAACUCAACAACACUGACAUCAAUGCAACUGCUGUGUACAGAGCAGAUGUUUACAAUAUCUUGAAGAAAGACCAACCAGACCUUACUCCAAGCUCAACUUUACCCCAGUACGGACUCAACGCAACAACCCUUUCUCCAUAUUAUAGACUAGGGUUACACAAGUAUUGUGAGGGCCAAUAUAAAGAUGAAGUUUGGCUGCAAGGAGCUUGUUUCCACUGGGAUACAGGACAUGUUGGUAUUGAUGACAUUUACAACAACAGAAAUUGGGAUGACAGAACACGGUAUGGUUACCUUGUGAGCUACUUUAGAGACAGUACUGCCUUCUCAAGAAAGAUUGUAUUUGGAAUGUUCAUAGCAGCACUGGCUGUGUUUGGACUUGUUCUCUCGUACUUGGUCUUUAUUUUACUAUGGAUUGACAGUCUAAAACUCACAAAAACCAUCUACUCAUCAAUUGGAACAGUGGUGUUUAUUUCGCUAAUUUUGGCCAAUUGUUUGCAGCUUGCAUUUGUUGUUGGUAUGCUGCAAACGAAGGUUAUUAGAAGAGUCAGAUAUAUGGAGCCCCAGUCACAUAUCUCUGGAGAGUUGAACAACAACUUAACAGUAAGGUGUUCGGUUACAUUGACUCUAGCAAUAUUGGCUACUGUUCUCUUUUUGAUUGUGAGUCGAAAAUUCAAGAGACUCAACAAGACUGAUUCGCCAAUGGCUAGUGAUGAUGUCACUAAUAAUUCAGUGGAGUCACAAGUUGUUGAUACAGAACCAGCUAAGGAGUUCACUGAAAGUGAAGCCCCUCCAGCAUAUACCGAAUGAGCUGAUGCAAGCUUUUUUAUUUUUCUAUAACUGAGGCUUUCAAGUGCAAUCGCUGGAGAACAUAUGAAUCAAUCAUUGGUAUUGGUAUUAGAGAUUAUAUGUGAUACUUUUUAAGAUUUCAAUUUAGUAUCAUCUUUAAGGUAAGCAACUGCCAUCUGCUCUUCAAGAUCAUUGGAC